This is a messenger RNA of Eurypyga helias (sunbittern), 719 nucleotides long. Its product is annotated as disks large homolog 2-like. The record is from RefSeq and is a predicted model, not a curated record. The annotation marks the transcript as partial. Gene Ontology annotation, molecular function: protein binding. NCBI's taxonomy places the organism in Eukaryota, Metazoa, Chordata, Aves, Eurypygiformes, Eurypygidae. The transcript has 7 exons.
AUGGGCGCUCCUCUUCCUCCAGGUAUUAAGGUAAUUGGUGGCAUCAAAGAGCUCAGUGGAGAAGAAUAUGGAGUUUACGUCAAGAGGAUCCUUCCAGGGGGCGUUGCUUAUGCAGAUGGGCGCCUGCAGCCAGGAGACCAGAUUCUGGAGGUCAACGGAGAUUCCUUAAUUGGGGUUACAAGUGAGAGGGCCGUGGACAUCCUGAGGACAGCAUCAGCCACCAGCCACAUGCGCCUUCUUAUAGCCCGCGAUGACGAUGCCAGGAGAGAGUUCUCUGAGCUUCUGGAGAAGUUCGGCUCCCAGAGCAAUACAGGCUCAGCACGUAGUUCACCAAUCCUGCACGGCGGCAGUCGAUACCUGGAAAGUACAUCCUCAGGCUCCUCCUCGCGCUCUCAGAGCCCGCUGCUGCUGAGCCCCGCCAAUUCCCACGGCCCCUUCAUCGGAAACCCGGCACACGCCUCUCACGCACACUACUCCAUUGAAUCAGGAAUCCAGAGCAUUUCUAUAGCAAAAUCCUCCGGCUUAGGGCUGACAAUCAGUGGUGGAUCUAACAGGCCUGAUGGCCCCAUGAUAUAUGUUCAAGAGCUUAUGCCAGAUGGUGACUGUUACAAGGAUGGUCGGCUCCGACCUGGUGACCAACUAAUCGCUAUCAAUAAAGAUUCUUUGGUGGGCAGCACACAUGAAGAGGCCAGAAAAAUAAUUGCAAAAGCCAAAUUCAG